Molecule: messenger RNA, 828 nt
Organism: Symbiodinium pilosum
Lineage: Eukaryota; Dinophyceae; Suessiales; Symbiodiniaceae
Source: the annotation of a GenBank genome assembly
AUGAAAGAUCCCGAGCGGCGGAAGCGUAUCCACUUCAUGCCCCUCAAGACCACGCUGAUUCUCCUGCUGUCCUCUGGAUGUUGGUUUGCAUUGGCCAUCGGCUGGAUGCUUGUGCUGACAAGCGCCCUGCUCCCCUUCGUGUUCUAUUUGGGCCGCUUCGGCCUGCGCAUGGGCAUCAUAGCUGACCUCCAGGAGAUACCCGAGCCCUCCCCGACAAGUCUGGACAACUCCCCGUAUGCGGGCGAGGAGGGCGACGACUAUCUGGAGAGGAUUGUCACGGCUCGCUCCCGGCUCUCCGGCUAUGCCCUCCUUGCCUGGAGCUUGCGCAACCUUGCAGACUGGGGAAUCGUGCCUCUGGCUUGCAUGCUGAGUGUAAGGGUGUGCUUGCCACUGUGGAAAGCUGGCUUACAUUUGCGAUGGAACCGCUUCGUGACAGCAGUGGUGCUGGACUUCAUUGUUUUUUGGUUCAUUGGCGCGGUUUGGGCUCCCGUGCAAAUUGUGCUUGGGUUCACGGCAGAUGAUAAUCUGCUUCCCGUGGUCAUGUUCUUGGUAUGGUCGGCUGUGGCGCUGGCGUUCUACUCACCCAUGUGUCCCCUGGCUCUACUUGGGAAGGGGCCGGUUCAUUUUCAUGCAUCUCUUACACGGACCGUAGUCGUUGGAACGACGUACACCCCUGAUCUUGUUGAGGUUGUUCUCAAAUCGGAAGGCUCAUUGUUCCCUGUCAGCUGUACUUUAGACUCGUGUUUUUGUUUUCACUUGUUUUCCCACAAGGGCACCCUUAUCCUACCAGCAAAUGGACGCAGCAGCAGAAUGUUUGCCUUCUCGUAA